This is a messenger RNA of Columba livia (rock pigeon), 970 nucleotides long. It is a transcript of the gene NABP2, whose product is annotated as nucleic acid binding protein 2. Gene Ontology annotation, biological process: mitotic cell cycle checkpoint signaling; response to ionizing radiation; double-strand break repair via homologous recombination. Gene Ontology annotation, cellular component: SOSS complex. NCBI's taxonomy places the organism in Eukaryota, Metazoa, Chordata, Aves, Columbiformes, Columbidae. The record is from RefSeq and is a predicted model, not a curated record. Gene Ontology annotation, molecular function: DNA binding. The transcript is spliced from 7 exons. The coding region runs from base 142 to 747 and encodes 201 amino acids.
UUUUGCGUCGCCAUUGGCCUGCGGCGCGGGACGGGCCACGCCCCCCUAGAGUGCUGAUUGGCUGUUUGGAGUGGAGGCCGGCUGCUUCCGGGAGCGCCCGCGGCGGCGGCGCUCUGGCCGGGUCCCCCCCCCGCCGGCGCCAUGAGCACCGAGACGCUGGUGAAGGACGUGAAACCGGGGCUGAAGAACCUGAACCUCAUCUUCAUCGUGCUGGAGACCGGCCGGGUGACCAAGACCAAGGACGGACACGAGGUUCGCACCUGCAAAGUGGCCGAUAAGACCGGGAGCAUCAACAUCUCGGUGUGGGACGACGUGGGGAACCUGAUCCAGCCCGGGGACAUCAUCCGCCUCACCAAGGGCUACGCCUCGGUCUUCAAGGGCUGCCUGACGCUCUACACGGGGCGCGGGGGGGACCUGCAGAAGAUCGGCGAGUUCUGCAUGGUUUACUCCGAGGUGCCCAACUUCAGCGAGCCCAACCCCGAGUACGUGGCGCAGCAGGCGCAGAGCAAAGGGGCGCAGAACGAGAGCGCGAACCCGGCCGCUGCGCAGCCCCCCCCGGCGGCGUCCCCAGCCCCCGACAGCCAGAACGGGAACGGGCUGAGCCCGGGGGGGCCCCCGCACCCCCCCAGCGCCCCCCCGCACCCCCCCAGCGGCCGCAUCACCCGCAGCCAACCCGGCCACCCCCCCGGGCCCCCCCCCGGCCCCGUCAGCAACGGCAAAGAGACGCGCAGGAGCGGCAAGAGAUAACGGGGGGAGCGCCCCCCCCGACCAUCGCUGGGUCCCCCCCAGGCCCCGAGCGGCCCCCGCGGUGACGGGGGGGUCCUGCUGCCCCCCCCCCACCCCGUACCCCCGGGGGUGGCCUGGCCCCCCCCACCUUGGGCUGGGGGUUCUGGGCAGGGCAGGGCAGAGCCCCCCCCCCAAAUCACUGCCAAGACGUGGGGGGGUUAAUAAAGGUUGAGCUGCUGCCUGC